This is a messenger RNA of Microcebus murinus (gray mouse lemur), 4227 nucleotides long. The record is from RefSeq and is a predicted model, not a curated record. Lineage: Eukaryota; Metazoa; Chordata; Mammalia; Primates; Cheirogaleidae.
AAAAUGGAAUUGGAAAUAAUGGAUGGGUAUCCCAGCAAAUGGCGCUGAAGGAAACCUGGAGACCACAACAUGAUGAAAUGUGAAAAGGAGGAAAGUAGGUAAUCUGUUAACAAGUACCUAGACCUCAGCCACGAAGUUGAAAGAGGGGCUGAGGCAUAACAGGACACUGUUCUGUAGGAGAGCUCACAAAGGGCAAGGCUUGAGGACAUUAGGAUGCUAGGCAAGUAUUUAAGUUAGUGUAUAAAGAACAUAAUUGGAGCCCCAAAAUCUAAGACCAUUAUACUGUUGAGAGGAUAGAUGGAUUGUUGGAUGGAUAGAUGGAUAGGCAUCGAUUUUCUAGACCUUAGAGCACAGGGUUGCAACUAGAUUGCAGGCACAAGACAGAAAAUUGAGUUACACUAUCUGGAUCACCACAUUGAGGCAUUCAGGCUGAUUUGAUAUGACUUACAUCUUGUGUUGAUUAGAAUCAAGGUAAGCCCCAAAACUGGAGGAAAAAGAACAUUCUGUACAAAUGGAGAACAGAAGAAUUGGGAGAAUUGGAGAGUCACAAGGACCCAGAAAGAUAAAUAUCAAUCCCAUUCAUUGUUGUCCACUCAGAGGACUUUAAACUAAAACCUCCAGAGUAAUAAGUCGUUAGAAUGGCUGCAAGGAGCAUUUCACAUAGAAGAUAGAGCUUCAAAGAGAAGACUGGAAACUGACAUGAAGCACCAUCCAGGCCACAAAAAAGAGCCAGAAAUAAUAGACUAAAUGGAAUAAUAAUUAAGAGCUAGUAGCACAAUCAACUAAAGUUCAGGAAUGUAGUCCAUGCUUUAACUAAUUUUGUUUUCUAGAAUGUUUCGUAUUUCCACAGGUGGCUCUGUGGUCAUUUGGGUCCAUCGUGGACAUUUGAAGCAUUAGUAUGCUUUUUCUACAAGUAAUAUAAGAGUGCCUUAGAUGACAAGAACAUCUAUUAUUUUACACAUCAAGCAGUCUUCUAUAACAAGAGAAAAGGAGUUUAUCUUAAGAGAACUGGACAGACAUAAUUAUAAAGCUAAAAUUGGCAUUUGGGGAUGAUUUCUUUCCCAGAUUCAUUUCAAGUGCUCUUCUUCAGGGAAAUUAUCGUUUCAUGAAACUCUUACUUACACGCAGAGCAAACUGGAUGCAAAAGGAUCUAGAAGAGAUGACUCCUUUACACUUGACCACCCGGCACAGGAGCCCUAAGUGUUUGGCACUUCUGCUGAAGUUUAUGGCACCAGGAGAAGUGGAUACGCAGGAUAAAAACAAGCAAACAGCUCUGCACUGGAGUGCCUACUAUAAUAACCCUGAACAUGUGAAGCUGCUUAUCAAGCAUGAUUCCAACAUUGGGAUUCCUGAUGUCGAAGGCAAGAUCCCACUUCACUGGGCAGCCAACCAUAAAGAUCCAAGUGCUGUUCAUACAGUGAGAUGCAUUCUGGAUGCUGCCCCUACAGAGUCUUUACUGAACUGGCAAGACUACGAGGGUCGAACACCUCUUCACUUUGCAGUUGCUGAUGGGAACGUGACAGUGGUUGAUGUCUUGACCUCAUACGAAAGCUGCAAUAUAACGUCUUAUGAUAACUUAUUUCGAACCCCGCUUCACUGGGCAGCUUUACUAGGCCAUGCACAGAUUGUCCAUCUCCUUUUAGAAAGAAAUAAGUCGGGAACUAUCCCAUCUGACAGCCAAGGAGCAACACCCUUACACUAUGCAGCUCAGAGUAAUUUUGCUGAAACAGUUAAAGUAUUUUUAAAACAUCCUUCAGUGAAAGAUGAUUCAGACCUGGAAGGAAGAACAUCCUUUAUGUGGGCAGCUGGGAAAGGCAGUGAUGAUGUCCUUAGGACUAUGCUGAGUUUAAAAUCUGACAUUGACAUUAACAUGGCAGACAAAUACGGAGGUACAGCUUUACAUGCUGCUGCUCUUUCUGGCCAUGUCAGCACAGUGAAGUUAUUAUUGGAAAAUAAUGCGCAAGUAGACGCUACUGACGUCAUGAAACACACUCCACUUUUCCGAGCCUGUGAGAUGGGACACAAAGACGUUAUUCAGACACUCAUUAAAGGUGGAGCAAGGGUAGAUCUAGUUGACCAAGAUGGACAUUCUCUGUUACAUUGGGCAGCACUGGGAGGAAAUGCUGAUGUUUGUCAGAUAUUGAUAGAAAAUAAGAUCAACCCCAAUGUGCAAGAUUAUGCAGGAAGAACCCCUUUGCAGUGUGCUGCAUAUGGAGGAUAUAUCAACUGCAUGGCAGUGCUCAUGGAAAAUAAUGCAGACCCUAACAUUCAAGACAAAGAGGGAAGAACGGCUUUGCACUGGUCCUGUAACAACGGAUACCUUGAUGCUAUCAAAUUACUACUAGACUUUGCUGCUUUCCCUAAUCAGAUGGAAAACAAUGAAGAGAGGUACACACCCCUUGAUUAUGCUUUGCUUGGUGAGCGCCAUGAAGUGAUCCAGUUCAUGUUGGAGCACGGCGCCCUGUCCAUCGCAGCCAUACAAGACAUUGCUGCCUUCAAAAUCCAAGCUGUCUACAAAGGGUAUAAGGUCAGGAAAGCUUUCCGAGACCGGAAAAAUCUCCUCAUGAAGCAUGAACAGUUGAGAAAAGAUGCAGCUGCCAAAAAACGAGAGGAAGAAAACAAGCGAAAAGAGGCAGAACAGCAGAAAGGAAGGUGGAGCCCAGAUUCCUGCAGACCCCCAGCCCUAACCUGUCUGCCCAGUACCGAGGACGAGCCCAGCAGGCAGAGCUGUGCCUCCAGCAAACAGCCUCCUGCCGGCAACACAACCCAGGGCCCUGAGCCAGGAGACUGCAGAGGGUCUCCAGGAGGGCCUCGAGGCAGGGUCCCCCAGAAGGAAGAGUAUGUUUCCUCAGACUUGCAGGGAACAAACUCCAGAAAGCCAAAUGAAACAUCCAGAGAACAUUCUAAAGGCCAAUCUGCCUGUGUCCACUUCAGACCCAGUGAAGGCAGUGAUGGAAACAGGCGUUCAGGAGUCCCCUCUGUUGAGAAGUCCAGAGGUGAGACAGCUGGUGAUCAGCGGUGUGAAAAGGGGAAAGGCUUCUUGAAGCAGCCCCCCUGCAUUAGGGGGGCCAGGCCUGAUGAGAAAGGAGAGGACCCCCAUCGGGCAGCUACAAGCCUCCCACAGCAGGACGGCCACCGGAAGCCCAGGAGGUGGCAUGACACAGCACCCACAGCCAAAUGUGCCCCCCAGAAAAGGCGCAUUCAAGAGCUCAAAGGAGGAAGGUGCUCCCCGGCUGGUUCCAGCCGGCCCAGCAGUGCCAGGGGGGAGGUGGUCCAUGCUGGGCAGAAUCCUCUUCACCAUCGCACACCAAGAAGCAAAGUGACACAGGCCAAGCUUGCUGGAGGGGUCUAUUCAGAUGUGCCACAGAGCACAGAGGAGUUGAGGGCAGGAGCCAGAACGAUGGGGACAUCUAUCCUGUAUGAGGACAUUCAGGUAUCUCAGGAGACUGAUCCAACACUUGGUUCCCUCUCUGGGCAGAAUGUGAAUAUUGACCUUCUCCCCGUAGAGCUCCGCCUGCAGAUAAUUCAGAGAGAAAGAAGUAGGAAAGAGCUGUUUCGCAAAAAGAACAAGGCAGCAGCAGUCAUCCAGCGUGCCUGGCGAAGCUACCAGCUCAGGAAGCACCUGUCCUACCUUCUGCAAAUGAAGCAGCUUGGAGCUGGCAACGUGGACAGAUGGAACCGAGAAUGUACAGCUUUGCUCCUCCAGGUUUGGAGGAAGGAGCUGGAACUAAAGCUCCCAAAAACCAUUGCAGUGAGCAGGGCCCCCAAGAGUCCAUCCAAGGGCACUUCAGGCACAAAAUCCACCAAGCACUCCGUGCUCAAGCAAAUCUACGGUUGUUCUCAAGAAGGGAAAGUACAUCAUCCCCCAAGAUCUGCAAAAGCCCCCUCUGCGCUGCGUCUCAAUUCAGUGAGCAACUUGCAGUGUAUACAUCUCCUUGAAAACAGUGGAAGAUCAAAGAACUUUUCUUACAACCUGCAAUCAGCUACUCAAUCAAAAAACAAAACAAAACUCCGACUGCCUGUGGAGGAAGACUGUAUUCGAGGGAGCUGGAAUAGAUAGUGCACAGUUGAUUCUCUGCUGAUUGUCUUUCACAUCUUGUGAAAACUUUAAUAUCUAUGCCUGAAGCCCUAUUAGCCUAAAAAUGUGGUAACUCAAAGAAAAUGCUAGAAUAUUUUCUUUCUGCUCUUACAUAGUACUGUUUUGGAAACCAUCAGAACAUAAGCACU